Molecule: messenger RNA, 884 nt
Organism: Rana temporaria (common frog)
Lineage: Eukaryota; Metazoa; Chordata; Amphibia; Anura; Ranidae
Product: teratocarcinoma-derived growth factor-like
Exons: 6
Coding region: 123-659 (178 amino acids)
Source: RefSeq, a predicted model, not a curated record
AAGUGAGUCUCAGUCUGAUUGAAUUUGAAUAUCUCACUGAUUGUAAUGUUAAAGACAAACCAGCCUUCAUUCAAAGGUUACCACAAGGAUUCCCUUUAGUAUUGUAGGUGUUCAUUUGCAGGAUGUUCUCUAACAGGCUGUUCUACCUGGCUUUUCAGCUACUUUCUUCCAUUCACAUGGGAAUUGCAAUUCAGAAUGGAACAAUGAAAGCUGCUGGAUCCUUGCUGUCACUGGAAACACAUUCUCAGAAGCCUGUGAGACAACAUAACCAUACUGAGAUUCAGAAGCAGAAAAUCUUUAGAGAGAAGAUUCCAUUUAUUGGGCUCACAAAAACCAGUACACUGGACAAGCACUGCUGUAAGAAUGGAGGGACCUGUAUGCUAGGCAGUUUCUGCGCUUGCCCUAAGCAUUUCACUGGAAGACAUUGUGAGUUUGACUCGAGGAACAAGCAUUGUGGCUCUGUAGCUAAUGGACAUUGGCUGCCUAGAAAGUGCGCUUUAUGCAGAUGUUCUUAUGGAACUAUGUAUUGUUUUCCAUCCGGAGACUGUGAUGCAUAUGAAUAUCAUGAAGAUGUCAAAAUGGUACAGUCUGGAGGAAUUACAAUGUCGCCAAUAUCUCUCCUUGUUCUGAUUAUGGCAACUAUUCUGUCACUCCAUUAGAAAUGAUCUCUUCACAUUUUUGUAAAAUAGCUGUAUAAUUUGAUAUAUAGCCAUUUUAACGGUUUAACAUAUUUAUUGAAAUGUAAUCUUGCACUUUUCCAUGACAAGUGUUUGCAUAUUUUUAUUUGUUAAAUUAUUAGUUUUUAUGAAAGAAUACUAUAUUGUACUUGCACAUUUAACUUUUCUGUGUACCCUGAAAACGUAUAUUACUUUUUUUUUUUUUUU